This is a messenger RNA of Ictidomys tridecemlineatus (thirteen-lined ground squirrel), 4204 nucleotides long. RefSeq names its product chromosome 1 C10orf143 homolog (gene C1H10orf143). The record is from RefSeq and is a predicted model, not a curated record. Lineage: Eukaryota; Metazoa; Chordata; Mammalia; Rodentia; Sciuridae.
GCUCCGCAAGUUACACUGGGCAACAGCAGAGAAGGCAGAUCCACACACCCACCUCCUCCUUUCAGGAAGGACAGUCCUUCCCAACUCUGCUCGACUGACCUCCUACUUCUCAUGGGCCAAAACCAGAUCACAGGUCCCCCGCCAGUGGCUGGCGAAGGAAUGCCCCGCUUUAAUUCAUCGACAGGGCCCUGGCUCUGGGCCCUACGGUGCGGAACCGCCGCGAGCUCGGCGGCGGAGCGGGAGGAAGCGGCGGGCCGGAGUCGGGGCAGCUGGUUACAGCAGGGGUCUGGAGCCUCAGGCGGGAGGACCUGGGCGCCGGAGCGGAGCGGCCCCGCCUCUGGGCCUCGGCUUCCGAGUGCACAGCCCCAGGGGCCCGGCGCCUGCGCCCUCGGGGCUGUAGAGGUGUGGGGCGCUCCCAAACUUAUCCACAAGGUGCCACCAAAAGCCGCAACCGCGCCCAGCGCAGCACCCGGCCACGACCUCGGUGGCUCCCAGGGCGCAGGCCGGAGUCCAACUCUGGGAGCCGAGGCGUCAACCGGACCACAACUCCCAGAAACCGCGGGAAAUCUCCCACGCGGAUUGGCCCGCUGCGCCAUCUAUCAGUCUACCAACAGCAGGAAGAACUGCCGACGGGGCCCAACGGCCAAUCACAGGAGAGAGGAGGCGGGCGGCCCGCCUGCCGAUCCCGAGGCCGUGGCUCAAGUAUGGCGGAUACUAAACCAAGGGGCCUUCGGGGCCCCACAGCCGAUUCUAUGACCCGGGAAGGUCAAGCCACCCCUCCCCUACGAAACAGCUGCGUUAGGGCAGACAGGCAAAGCCCCUCGAGCACCUGUCUCCGAGAAGACUGCGGCCUCCGAUACCCCGGCCUGCGGCCCUGGCUGUGCAGGGACUCCGCGCUCCUCGCGGGCCACGCCCCCAGCCUCCUCAUAGGCUCCCCCGAACACUUGCGAAGGAACCUGGGCGUGGCGAGCCCGGGGCCGGCCUCCGGGUGGGCCUGACAGGCCGGCUGACUCGGGCCUGAGGCCGCAUGGACAGCCUGGCGCUGGGUCAGUGGCGACGGCGGAAGCCGGAGGAGCUGCCGGUUCCGGGGGACGCGAAACGGGCAUGCCAGAGGUCAGAAGCCAGCGGGCAGGAGCCUGGCUGCCACCAGGAGAGCACAUGCACCCUGGCGUCCUGGAGCACAGAGGACCAGGGGCCUCAAUCAAGAGGUUGCCCCUCUGCACUGUGGCCAGAAGGUGCCCAGGGCAGACCAUGCUCAGUGAUUUCUCAAAAUGGUGGAAGAAGCUCAGCCCAGCCUUGCCCAAGAUGUAUCGCGGGGGAAUCUGGGCAUUUUAACCACACUGAGAACCGUUAGAAGAUGCAAACUGGAAAAGGGAAGAUUCCAAUUUUGGCUCUGAAUCCUCUGUGUGACAGCAAAUGUAAAUCCCUUGCAGAUGGGUUUGGGCGCCCACCUGUUCAAACAGCAGCCUGGCGCUCUCUGCUGGGGGAUUGUUUGCCCUCUCGUUCAGGUAAUCCCUGCGUCCUCUGCACAAGAGCCUACAGAGCCUGCGUUACUUCUAGAGAGCCCCUAAGUCGUUAUGACUCACUAUAGCUGCCUUUCAAACGUGUCUUGCUGGAGAGGGAAAUCAGUUGCAUUAUUUAAAAGUUUAAAAAGUUCUGUAUUGACCCCCCUGUGAGGUUUGGGAGCCCUGUGGCUCAGGGAAUCAUAUCCAGAUGUUGCCUUGCUUUUAUACUUUGGGAUUGUUUUGUAGAUGUAUCCAGGGCUACUCACAUACUCUUUUUAAUUAAAAGACUUAUUUUUUAUAUUUAAAAUGCUCUAUAAUCUUGAAGUGGAUUUUAUUAAAUGCUAGUAUCCAAUCUGUUCUAUGUAAUUCUACAAUUGAAGUUAACAGGGACAGGACCCACUCCAUAUUAAAAUGGAAAUUGCUUAUUUUCUCUUGGGUUUUGGAUGUAUCAUCGAACUGUGGAGACUAGUGUUAUUUUCUCCAGGUUUAAAAGCUUCCCAAGAUGGCCUGUUCGCAUGAUAGACAAGUUCCUAAAGAAAUCACUGGAUUAGAGAAUUGAUCUCAAGUUCUUAUAAACCUUCUAAAGCGGGAGGAGAGCCCGAGUCCCUGGUACACUCCAUGUUUCUAUCACUUUAUUCCACAGGCCAUGCUCCCUGUCAGGGACGUCCUCAGCACUGACAUUUGGAAGAGCCCAGUCCAUAAAUGCCGUGCUGUGCAGUCCUGGGGGGAGUUCAGUGGUGCCAAGAGGACCAGGGGAAGAUACAGCAGCGGGGGGACACUAGUGCCACUUGCAGUUGGAUUAUCCAGAAUCACAGGACACAGUGCCAUUAACCCUGAGUAAGGUGCCAGGGCCGAGAGCAGCUUGGAGAACACCAGCCCAUGCCCAAACAACCAUGGCUCCUUGUCAGAGCAGGAAAAGGUGUUGGGAUUUGUGCUUUAAGCAAAAUGUUUUCAAAGAGUUGUAGUUUGUUGUCUUUUCAAAAUGAGAUACAUACCUUGGAGUUUAUGGGGGGGAAAAAACACAUUAUUCUUGUGUGUAAACUCUUCCUUUUCCCUCAAACUUACAGAGAUGCCCCUAUAUCCAUGGCUGUGUAUUUUGGCAAAUGCAGCCUCACAGAAAUCACCUUGGCUGUUGAUAUGAAUGGAUGAAACAGCCCCUGGGCAUCAUCCUGCCCCAUAGAAGAUACCCCCAUGCCAGAAUCUGCAGGGUCACACAUAAGGCUUGUGUGAUUUCUCCCAUCUGUGUGGUGCGGGUGGAAGCCGCAGGAUUUGUCCUGGGCGUUGAAGAUGAGAGCACAGUCAAAGGGCGUGGCUGCUCCCUGCUGCACAGCCCUCCAGAUGCAAAGCAGCCUUCCCUCUGACAGGGCCCAAGGUCCUGCAAGGUACAGCAUGGAAAUGACCAGAGCGGGCAAAGAGGCCAGCCAGAAGUGGGGGCCUGCCAGUUUUACUGCAGCACCUGCAUGUCUCAGGUGGUAGAAAGAGCCCUGAACAGAGGAGCUGUGACAGCCAGUGAAGGAUGUGACGUCUGUAUUUUGUCUGCAUUUUCAGUGCAGGUCAGGUCACAAAUAGAAUGCUCUGAAACCCCAGUCUUGCCACCCAUCUUCCCUUCACUGGUGCCCCCUCGGAACCCUCCGACUCUGGCCUGUCUCGCAGCAGGAUCCCCGUUGGCCAUGCUGUCCUCAAGCUGGCAGCUUGACAGUCUGGCAGCACGACCCCCAGCCCACCUCUACCUGCUUGGUUGUCACAGAUGCUCCUGGCCUCUGGCCCACCUUACCAGUUCCAGAGUCACCCUAGCCACAAGCUCAGUGUCUGCUCCCUAAUCAGCUUCUCUCUUUAAGGCCCCACAGCCAAAAUGGUGUGAGGCCUGGGUGGAUUCCUGUUCAAGUGCCUUCUCACCUUCCUACAAAUAACCCCUGCCCUUGUGGACAAACAGAGAGAAUACAGAAAGGAAAGCAGCAUACUGUUCCCCGACGGCCACGACGGGUCUCCUGGCACAGGCCCUCCCAACAUGGACUUCUGUUUUGGUCCUUAAGUGCUGCUAUGUACCGAACCCUUCCCACACCACCUUAUGCAAAAGUCAUCUUAAAAGGUGGCAGAAGGUUUCACCUUUGAGUAGGAAAGUCCCACCUUUGAGUAGACUGUCACCUGGCCGUCUCUCCCUGGCUGCCCAGUUGCCGUAGGCUGGGUGCUGGGUGACGAGGCUGCACCCUGCGGGGGUGGCCUGGUCAGCCCUGUGGCAGGGCAGGUCCUCACCCUGGACCGUUCUCCUGGCCACACUGACUUGGCAACACCCCAGGUACCAAAGCAGGUUGGCUCACAGGCAGAACUUGCAUGGGUUUUGCUAAAUUAGGCUUUGACGCUGCCCAUGACAAGCAUGAAAUCUGAUUAUCCCUUUAAAGCACUUCCUCUCUGUUUUCUUGUUAAAAGAUAAGAAAAGAAAAAGACCUUUUCUCACACCCUGAGGAAACAGAUAGGCAUUUUUGUUUGUAUUCCAUUAGAUCAAUUUUCAAUUUGUUCUUUCUAAUCUGUCACUAUUGUUUUGUUUGUGGAGGGGCUGAAAAUACCAAAGUAUACUUUUGAUAAUUCUACAAAAUGUUUAUAGCUGCUUCUAAACCAACAAAUUAUAAAACAAAAAUCAUUUCAGAAAAUUUGAAUGCCUGCCAAGUUAAUAAAGACAGACCUAUUAACAUCAUUUGAAA